Messenger RNA from Gadus morhua (Atlantic cod), 3291 nucleotides. RefSeq names its product chloride intracellular channel 5b (gene clic5b). The transcript is spliced from 6 exons. The record is from RefSeq and is a predicted model, not a curated record. Lineage: Eukaryota; Metazoa; Chordata; Actinopteri; Gadiformes; Gadidae. The coding region runs from base 181 to 1704 and encodes 507 amino acids.
CCCUGGAAUUCGACCGUGUGCGCAUUCGGGGACGUGGCAGCUCGGGUAGUGUAUGAGUGUGUUAGCGCGUGUGUGUAACCCUUAUGACUUUGAUUCGCCUUAGUUUGGCCGCUUCACUACCACUACUGCAAACAACUGAAUUGCAGGUUUCUACUUUCACAUCAGCAUAACCCAACGAACAUGGAAGACGCAAGCGAGAGGAUCAGUGAUGAAAUCAAUAUUUCUGAAAAAGCAGCGGAUCAUCACAAGAACCCAGCGCCGGUGUGCGAGAAGAACCCAGGAGACGCCCAGGAGUUGAGAGAGUCCAACAGCGAGGAACAGCAGGUCAGCGCUCCUCCAGUCGAAGUGGAAGAAGAGAAGCGCUCAUCGCCCGACUACAUAGACACCAGAGACACCAUCAUGGUGGACGAGGAGGAGCAGGUGGAGCAACAAGUAGAGGCGAAGGUGGAGGAGCCACAAGUGGACGUGAAGGUCGAGCAACAAGUGCAGGCGCAGGUGGAGGAGCAAGAAGUCGAGGCGCAGGUGGAGCAACCAGUGGAGGCGAAGGCGCAGGAGGAACAAGAGGUGAAUGUGGAGGAGCCACAAGAAGAGGCAAAGGUGGAGGAGCUACAAGUAGAGGCGAAGGUGGAGGAGCCACAAGUGGAGGCAAUUGUGGAGGACUCACAAGUGGAGGCGAAGAUGGAGGAACUGCGAUUGACGGAAGGUGGGGAGGAGGCGGUAGGAGAUGGAGAGGGUACCGGCUCGAGACGGUCCUCCUCAGCAUCUUCCGAUGCACACGGAGAUCCGUGUGAAGAUCCUCCGAUCCCGCUCGUAGUGGUAGGAACCGUGGAAAAACCAGAACCAGAAGAAGAUGUGGCGGUGGUGGCAUGCGUUCCCGACGCUGAGCAGGUCCUUCCAGAGGCGGAGGAGACAAGCGGAUUCAGCCUCGUAACUCUGGAGAACGACACGUUGGACGAGACCAGCGCGGCUCUGGCAGUAGACUCCGAACAGCCCGACAUAUCUCUUUUUGUCAAGGCUGGCAGCGAUGGAGAGAGCAUCGGGAACUGUCCUUUCUCCCAGAGACUCUUCAUGAUCCUGUGGCUGAAAGGGGUUGUGUUCAACGUCACUACGGUGGACCUCAAGAGGAAACCCGCCGAUUUGCAUAACCUGGCUCCUGGCACACACCCCCCGUUCCUGACCUACAACGGCGAGGUCAAGACGGACAUCAACAAGAUCGAGGAGUUCCUGGAGGAUAUGCUCGCUCCUCCAAAGUAUCCCAGGCUAGCAGCCAGGCAGAGGGAGUCCAACACGGCAGGAAAUGACAUCUUCGCCAAGUUCUCCGCUUUCAUCAAGAACACCAAGCCUGAUGCCAACGCCGCGCUGGAGAAGGGGUUGACCAAGGCCCUGAAGAAGCUGGACGACUACCUGAGCAGCCCGCUGUCUGAGGAGAUCGACGCUGACAGCAUGGAGGAGGAGAAGGCCUCCAGCCGCAGCUUCCUGGACGGGGACGAGCUCACCUUGGCCGACUGCAACCUGUUGCCCAAGCUCCACAUCGUCACGGUCGUCGCUAAGAAGUACCGCGACUACGACGUCCCCGCCGACCUGACGGGCGUGCUGCGGUACCUGAAGAACGCGUACACACGCGACGAGUUCACCAACACGUGCGCAGUCGACGCCGAGAUCCAGACCGCCUACAAGGACGUGGCGAAGCGGCUGGCCAAGUAACCGGGUGACAGAGCGACAGAGCGACAUCGCACGGACGAAAUGCGUCAACAACGCGAAACAAACAGACCGGCAACGACGGCUGAUCCACACGGUCGUUGAUCUCAAACAGAACAAAAGCUUGGGUUUCUUUUGAGGUCGUGUUUUGCGACACGGUCAUGCUUUUUUUAGCCUUAGUAAAUCACAACAGAUCCUCCUACAUAACAGCCUCUCCCAUGCAUAGUGGCACGGAUGUCCUUUUUCCCAGUGGCUUGGCCCCCUGUUACUGCAACAGUGAAGCCUAAGAGCAUCGAGGAAAAUUGGAAAUGAAAUAUGAAGACAUUUAUUUAUAAGAGUAGUUAUGUUGCAGAUUACAGGUUACACAUGACAAGUCCCUAACGAGCCUGGGUUUUAUUCCGUGUAAUGUGUGUUUCGAACCGCGCUCUGUUGUAAUGGGGUCUUAUGCACGUAUCCGCCCGCAAAGGUCUGCAGCCAAACCCUGACACCACCUUCCUGUACCGGUUUUAUUUAUUCCUUUGUCUGACUCCAGCAGACAUCAUGUAUUCAUUCGUUUACUCUGAUUAAUUCAUGAUUUAAGCGAGCACUGAUUGUGUGUUGAAUGGAUUUUAAUCAUGCAUAUAGUUAAUCAACAAUUUAUCCCUACAAUGCUGUUUAAUGCCGAUAAGAUUGUUAAAUGUUAAAGUUUCUUUUUUCUUUUUCUUUCCGUGAGUUGAAUGAGUAAUAAUUAGGGGCAGGGGAAAUUACUUGUUGUGUUGGUUCAGAUGUGAGCAACAACCAACGCGAUCACAGCAUUGAUUUUGAUCGACAGCUGUCAACUUUCAACAGCUGUCAACUGUGCAGGCGCACCGUCUGAUGUCUCCUGAAUUCUGGGAGCUUCAUUUUAGAAUAACGAAAUUCUAUUUUGUCGACCACAUGCCAUGAUUUGGAAAGAAACGAGACAAGAGAAAGAGAAACAAAAUUCAAAUUGUAGGUGCCAAUUGUCUCUGAUUUUACGCGCUGGGGGGAAUGUAUUUCGACCCAAGCGCGCAGCCUGCUGUAUGUUUUCGCCCCUAGCUGUUAGCGCUCGGUCUGUGCGUAUUGGUCUUGUCUUAGGUUACGCUUGAUCUUACGGGCGGAGACAGUAUUUAUCCAGCGGCCCAAUCAGCCCUGAUUAGCCUGCAGAGAGCCAUUAGCGCUCCGAUGAAAACCAGCUUCCCGACCGGGCCGGCCAUGGUCAAUAACCUUGGCCAACCCCCAUCCACCCCCUUCCACCCCCCCCUUUCGCCCCCAGGCCCCCAGAUCACCCAUUUCCCAUUUCCAUCCAGAGUUCAAAGUUCACAUUAAAAAAAAGAAUUAAAAAAUACAAAAAAAAAAGUUGUUCAUUGUCCACGGAGAGUGUAGGAUGGAAAUGUGUCUCGGGGCUUAUGGUCUUUGGCUCAGGUCCCCCCGUGCAGCAAUGCUGCUCUGCGCGAGGAGGAACCCGCGAGGCCCGUGUGUGGUUUGGACUUCCAUUUGAUAUGAAAUUGGACCGUGAUGACUGAAAGACAUUUUGCUCAUUGCAAAAAAGAAGAGAAAAAAAAGAUUAUACGAAUAAAAUAAUAUUUUCAGAGA